This is a messenger RNA of Labeo rohita (rohu), 4976 nucleotides long. RefSeq names its product nucleotide-binding oligomerization domain containing 1 (gene nod1). The transcript is spliced from 11 exons. The record is from RefSeq and is a predicted model, not a curated record. Gene Ontology annotation, biological process: regulation of apoptotic process. Bases 311 to 3124 code for a protein of 937 amino acids. Gene Ontology annotation, molecular function: protein binding. Lineage: Eukaryota; Metazoa; Chordata; Actinopteri; Cypriniformes; Cyprinidae.
UUAACAUGGAAGGUGCGGAACCAAGUAAACAAUCAGUCCGUGAAACCUCGAUUAUAUUCGCAGAUUCAGACGAUUUCAUUUUCAGUUUUCUUUUGCGCGAAGACGUUGAGCUGGUUAAGCUUUCUUGAAAUAUAGUAUAUCAUAAGUGUAAAACUCGGAAGAGAGAGAGAAUUUGUUUAGCGCUGAUGUUUCGUCUCACACACCGACAAUGACGCGACUCCGGACCGGUCACACCCCGACCGCAUGUCUGUGAAGAGCCUGGACUGGGUUAAUAUUACUAGGGCUGAUGGUUUAGCGCUAACCAGGUGAAAUGGGCUCUUACAAGAGUGACAGGUCUCACCUGAAGCUCCUGACUUUACACCGCGAGCUGCUGGUGGAGCAGGUGAAGAACACGCAGUGUGUUCUGGACAAUCUUCGGAUGAACGGAUUCAUCUGCACUGAAGACAUCGAGAUCAUACAGCGCAGCAGCACCAAAACUGACCAGGUACGCAAAAUCUUGGAGCUGGUUCAGAGUAAAGGAGAGGAGUGCUCAGCGUAUUUCGUGCACGUUCUUCAUGAAGCAUACGACGCUUACAUUGAUCUGCGGCCUUGGUUCGAAGAAAUUAAGUACACACCAUUAGACACUAUUAGUGUCAUACCAGUGGUUAACACAGACCCGAUUAGCAAGUACUGCGAGAAGCUCAGAAAUGAGCUGGGAAGAGACACUCGGUUCAUCACGUCAUACUCGAAAAGCGAGGAGACGCCGCUGGAGGAUCUUUACACGGACACUCAGAUGGAGCUCCUGAACGACAGAGGUGAGAGUUUGGGAUACUUAGAGAGUCUGGACGAGCUUCUAAGAGACCAAGGAGUCUUCAAUUCGCAGGCCGAGACCAUCUUUAUCACCGGUGAUGCUGGCAUAGGCAAAUCAAUCGUUCUCCAGAAGCUGCAGAACCUGUGGUCCAGAAGGGAGCUGAAGACUCAAGCGAAGUUCUUCUUCAAGUUCAGAUGCAGGAUGUUCAGCGCCUUCAAGGAGACGGAUGAAAUCUCGCUGAAGGAUUUGAUUUUUAAACAUAACUGCUAUCCAGACGGAGACCUCGAUAACGAGGUCUUCACCUACAUCUUACGCUUCCCGGAGACUGUGCUUUUCACCUUUGACGGAUAUGAUGAAAUCCAGUCGGAUUUUGAUUUGGACAAUGUUCCGGAAACGGUGUCCCCUGAAGAAAAGACCCGUCCGCUUUUGCUUCUCAUGAACUUGCUUUGCGGAAAAUUACUCAAAGGUUCCCGGAAGAUUUUGACAGCACGAAGUGGCACUGAAAUCCAAAACAGAGUGAUUCAGAAGAAAGUCUAUAUGAAGGGUUUUUCCCCUGAGCACCUGAAGAGAUACACAACUUUGCAUUUCCCAGAGAAGGAGCAUAGGACGAUGGUGACAGAUCAGCUGGACGCCAAUCCUCACCUUUGUGGUCUUUGCUCCAUCCCGUUGUUCAGCUGGAUCAUCCUCAAGAGCUUUAAGCAUCUCCAUUCGGUAUAUGACAACUUCGAGUUGCCGGAUUCUUGCAUCACCCUCACAAAUGUCUUCUUGCUCCUCUCCGAGGUCUUCCUCGGACACUCGACGGCACGUCCUGGACUUUUAAAACGGAGUACGAGGUGUCCUGCGGAAACCUUUAAAGCUGGUGAGCGCAAGCUCUCGGCUUUUGCUCGCCUGGCCUUGCAUGGUCUCGAACGGGGUGGACUUGUUUUCAGCAUUGAGGAAGUGCUAUCCUGCGGAUUGGAAGACGAAGACCUCCAGUUUGGGUUUCUGAGGCCUGCUUCUCAUUACGAUGGAUUUGGAGGAUCGGCAACCUUCGAGUUCCUUCACGAGACCCUCCAAGCCUUCUUGGCGGCGUUCUCAUUGGUGCUUGACUCCAAAGUCACUCCUGAAUCUAUUUUGAGGUUCUUCUCCAAAUGCGAAUACAAGAGGUCGUCGCAUUUCUCCUGCUUACCUUGUCUGGGAAAGUCCAGUCCUAGAGAUAAAGACCCUUUCCAAACCAGCUUCCAGUUCACCAAUUUAUUCUUAUGUGGCCUCUUGUCCAAACCCAAUGCGGCACUCCUGGAGCAUCUCGUUCCUCCGGCGUUGUUGAAGCAGAAACACAAGAUGCUCAAGUCUUAUCUCUCCAACAGCGUGAAGACGCAUCUCAAAGGCCUUCCUCGAUAUCCAUCCACAGACAGUGGUGGUGACAAGGUGCAUGCAAUGCCAAAUUUCUUGUGGAUGCUGAGGUGCAUAUUUGAGACAAACAGUGAGGACGUUGCCAAGAUGACGGCUAACGGCAUAUCGGCGGAUUACAUUAAGAUCGCCUACUGCAAUAUUUACUCGGCCGACUGCAGCGCGUUGAACUUUGUCCUCCAUCAUCGUAGGAAGCACCUGGGAGUCGACAUGGACAAUAACAACAUCAAUGAUUAUGGAGUGAAGCAACUAAGACCGUCUUUCAGCAAAAUGACAGUAGUAAGAUUUUGUGUGAAUCAGCUGACGGACAGCAGUAUUGAGGUUCUGGCAGAGGAACUCACCAGACAUAAAAUCAUUAAAGUCUUGGGUCUUUACAAAAACUCCAUCACAGAUGUUGGAGCCAAACUAGUGGCAAAGAUCAUUGAGGAAUGUCCACACUUGAAAAUCGUCAAGCUUGGCUGCAACAACAUCACUGGUGUUGGUGGGAAAUACCUUGCCAGUGCAAUUUGCAAGAGCAAAUCCAUCUUUGACAUAGGAAUGUGGGGAAACAGCAUCGGUGACGAGGGCGCAGAUGCGUUUGCAGAGGCUCUGAAGAAUCACCCCAGCCUGACCAACCUCAGUCUCUCUGCCAAUGGCAUUACCUCUCACGGUGGAAGAAGUCUGGCAAAAGCAUUGAAGGAAAACACAAGUCUUCAUAUCUUCUGGUUGAUACAGAAUAAAAUCUCUGACGAUGCAGCGUCAGACUUUGCGGACACCUUCAGGUCCAACUCUGCUCUGACGCAUCUGAUGCUGAUAGAAAACGAGUUCACCAUUAGUGGAGCCAAACAGAUGUCUGAAGGCCUGACAAACAACACUACACUGAAGGAAGUGAAUGUUAAAGGAAACCGGGUUUCUGAAGAAGAAGAGCGAUUCUAUGAGGGCGACAAGAGGCUUCGCUUCCACUGAGAAGAAACAGUAAAACACGUGAUUGAGGAAAAAAUCAGCGAGAAAUAAAGGAAGUUGGUGUCAUGUCACAGACAUGGGUUUACUUCAGUAACACUAGCACCACUGGCUGUGCAACCAACACCAACUUCUAGGUCUAUUAUUACUAGGAUGAAACUCUAUGGUAACACUUUACUUAAAGCCUUUAUACAUGAUGCAUUUUAAACGUAUUUUCAAUGCAUAUGCCUUGUAAUGCACCUUAUAAUGCAUUGCAUGAUGAGUAAUUGUACAAUACUUUUUUUUUUUUGUUCAAGUAAAUGCAUUAAAAUGCACAACAAAAGCAAUUUAAGAUGUGACAAGGAAUCUGCAAAUAUUAUGCAUUUUAACUUUGGUUACAAGUAUUUAUGAAAAGAUAUAAUGCAUUACAACGCAAUCUUGAUAAUGGGUUAAACAAAUGCUUCAUGUUACUAAGAAUGUUUAUGAUGCUCUGACAUCAGUUUCAUAGCCUUUAUAUUUGAUGCAUUUUAUGCAUUUUUAUGCAUUCACCUUGUAAUGCACCUUAUAAUGCACUGCAUGAUGAAUAAUUGUACAAUACUUGUUUUGUUCAAGUAAAUGCAUUAAAAUGCACAACAAAAGCAAUUUAAGACGUAACAAAGAAUCCACAAAUAUUAUACAUUGCAUGAUGAAUAACUUAGAUGAACUGUAUGGUAACACUUAAAGCCUUUAUAUAUGAUGCAUUUUAAAAGUAUUUUUUAAUGCAUAUGUCUUGUAAUGCACCUUAUAAUGCAUUGCAUGAUGAAUAAUUGUGCAGUACUUUUUUUGUUCAAGUAAAUGCAUUAAAAUGCAUGACAAAAGCAAUUUAAGAUGUAACAAUUACAUAAUGCAUUUUAACUUUGGUAGCAAUUAUUUAUGAUAUAUAUGCCUUGUAAUGCACCUUAUAAUGCAUUGCAUAAUGAAUAAUUGUGCAAUACUGUUUGUACAUUAAGUAACUGCAUUGCAUGAUGCAUUAUAGUAAUACAUAGUAAUGCAUUAUAUCUUUUCAUAAAUAAUUGUAAGUUAAAAUGCAUUGUAAUAUUUGCAGAUUCCUUGUUACAUCUUAAACUGGUUUUGUUGUGCAUUUUAUAAUGCAUUAUACAUAAAGGCUUCAUCUUACUAAGAAUGUUUAUAUCGCUCUGAAAUCAGUUUCUUACUUAGAUGAACUCCAUGAUAACACUUCAUUUUAAAGCCUUUAUAUAUGAUGCAUUUUAAAAGUGUUUUUAAUGCAUAUGCCUUGAAAUGCACCUUGUAAUGCAUUGCAUGAUGAAUAGUUGUACUAUACUUUUUUGUUCAAGUAAAUGCAUUAAAAUGCACAACAAAACCAAUUUAAGAUGUAACAAGGAAUCUGCAAAUAUUAUAAUGCAUUGCAUGACAAAUAACUGUACAAUACUUUUUGUUCAUUAAGUAAAUGCAUCGCAUGAUGCAUUAUAGAUACAUUCAUAAUGUGCAUUGUAAUGCAUUAUAUCUUUUCAUGAAUAAUUGUAACCAAAGUUAAAACGCAUUGUAAUAUUUGCAGAUUCCUUGUUGCAUCUUAAACUGGUUUUGCUGUGCAUUUUAUAAUGCAUUAUACAUAAAGGCUUCAUUUUACUAAGAAUGUUUAUUUAUGUUUUUGCUUUAAAAUAGCAACACUUGAACACUUUGCAUUUUAGUCAAGCAGAUGAUUAAAAACAUUGCAAUUAAAUAUCUCAAGCAUGCAAACAGAAGGACAUCCAGACAAUUAUGUAAAGAUCUGUGCUUCAAAAGAUUUUCUUUUUUUAAUCUCAUUAUCUCUGUACAUAGUUUUUUUACACACAUGGAAUGUUACAAUAUAUCUAAAUCAUUAAAAAAACCUUUAUGAUCA